Molecule: messenger RNA, 1453 nt
Organism: Colletotrichum navitas
Lineage: Eukaryota; Fungi; Ascomycota; Sordariomycetes; Glomerellales; Glomerellaceae
Product: alkylated DNA repair protein AlkB
Exons: 2
Coding region: 284-1321 (345 amino acids)
Cellular component (GO): nucleus; cytoplasm
Source: RefSeq, a predicted model, not a curated record
CCGCGCUAAGGCUUAUCGAUAAUCACCUCUAUCCUGACACUUCCUAUCGAUAAGGUCACUCACCGAUGGUGGGGUCACGGACUCACUCUCGGUUUUGUCCCGCAGAGUCACUGAGGCUUCUUGGGACGUACGAUAGAUAUGAGAGCUCAGACUAUCACCAAGGCGAUGGGAUUUACUUAGUUGGAAAAUUUUACAAGAUUUUUGUUUUCCCUUCGAUAGCGGCUCCCACAUAGAUCUCCUUGCUCGCACAUCUCUUUGUAAUUCUGGUUUCAAAAAGCCCACAAUGGCUGCUGGAAUAGUCGAGCUCGAUGCUCAUGAGCAGCCGUCAGAGGCGAUGCGGGCACAGUGGAAGGGAUACUCAAGGGCAGAUCAGAAGGAGCUCAUUAAUGGGGAUUCAAUUGAUGACCCUAGAUCGCUGGAUCAAGCUGGUAAAUUCUCUGUGGCUGGAAAGAUCUCGGUCGACCAGCUCACAACUGCUUUCUCUCACAUAAGCUCGGCCGCGGUCGAUACAUCAACACUUCAGGAGGUGCCCGUUCUUUACCACCCGCUUCUGCCAGGCCUUCUCAUCGCACCGAACCUGGUGCCUCCCGAAGUCCAGAAAAACCUCCUCUCGCUGAUGAUCAACCGAGACCUCAGCGUCCCGACACACAAAACAAACCUGCACCUACAUUACGACUUACCUUAUCCGAAACACGCAGAUGGAUCCUCUGAGUCGUUCUUCUCAUACCCGCCUGACCAAACACCAAUCUUCAUUCCAAAAGAUCCUUCAGUUCAUAAAGCGCUAUCCAUCAAGCAGGUCAUGGAGAGACGGCUCCACUGGGUCACCCUCGGCGGCCAGUACGACUGGACCAACCGCAUAUAUCCCGAAGAUCGCCCUCCUCAGUUUCCCUCAGACAUUGCCCAAUUCUUGGAGGCCCUCUUCCCCGAGACCCUCGCUCAAGCCGCUAUCGUCAAUUUCUACACGCCUGGCGACACAAUGAUGAUGCACCGCGACGUCAGCGAGGAGACCGACAGGGGCCUUAUCAGCCUGAGUUUCGGCUGCGACGGUCUGUUCAUGAUCGCGCCUAACGACCCCGAGAAUAUUUCCGAAGAAGCAAAGGCCACGGGUAAGGAGUACCUCCUCCUCCGGCUGCGCUCCGGCGACGCCAUCUACAUGACCAAGGAUUCCCGGUUCGCGUGGCAUGGCGUGCCCAAGGUCAUGAAGGGGACAUGCCCUGACUAUCUGGCUGACUGGCCAGCGGAAGGUGGGAAAUAUGAGGAAUGGAAUGGGUGGAUGCAGAAUAAGCGGAUAAACCUCAACGUCAGACAGAUGAAAGACUGAUGGCGAGCAUACAAUUGGUAGCUAUAUGUGUGUGGAUAGCCUAGCUUGGGAUCCAAGGAUACCAAUAUACUCCAUCUUUCUUGCCGCUAUGCUAUUUUCACCGAGACCAGCAUCUCCUGUUUGAUACAAUCU